Messenger RNA from Darwinula stevensoni, 2166 nucleotides. NCBI's taxonomy places the organism in Eukaryota, Metazoa, Arthropoda, Ostracoda, Podocopida, Darwinulidae. The record is from the annotation of a GenBank genome assembly.
GCAGUCUCCUGGGGAGACUACUUUCACUCCGUGUUUCCGUCUCGCUCGACUCAGUGAGUCCUCAGCCUCGGGCAGAGUCGUGAGAAUGCUCGCGUGGCUCACCGCACGUGGGACCAAGCGUCGUCGAUGGAUCGCCUGUGGUCUGGGUGUCGGGCUGCCCGUCUUGGUCCUUUUGGCUCUCGUGUUGGCGUGUCUCAUCAACGCCUGGAGUGUUUCGGAGCCGGACUGGCACUACCAGCUGAGACCGAGCGGGUCGGGGCAUCUCAUCAACGAUAGCCUGUUCGAGGAGAGGCUGGGACGGUUCCAAGCGGCGCUUCGGAUCCCGACCAUCUCCGUCGACGCCCGUAACUUGAACGAGAGUGCGCUGGAGGAAUUCAAAAACUUCUUACAAACCAGUUUCCCUCGGCUUCACGGCGGCAACGAAGACAAGAUCACGUGUGAGGUGGUGAGCAACUACAGCUUCUUGUACGAAAUCAAAGGAUCGGAUGAGAGCUUGACUCCGUAUCUUUUGGCGGCUCACCUGGACGUCGUCCCCGUCGAAGAAGACAAAUGGAACUACGAUCCGUUUGAAGCCAUGAAAGAUGGUGAAUAUAUUUAUGCCAGGGGAGCCUUCGACGACAAGCAUGCCGUCAUGGGCAUUUUGGAAGCACUGGACUACUUCCUCUUCACCAAGAACGAAUCCGUGAAACGGACCUUCUACGUCGGUAUCGGCCACGACGAAGAAGUGAGCGGGAGGCAGGGGGCGGCGAAGAUCGCGGAGGUGCUCCACAACAGGGGCGUGAAGACGAUGGAUUUCGUCUUGGACGAGGGAUUCGUGGUGCUCACCAAUGCUCUGCCUGGGGUUCAGGUCCCAGUCGCCCUGGUAGGAGUAUCAGAGAAGGGCUAUGCAGAAGUAUCAGUGAGUGUAGAUGGUGUCAGUGGGCACUCAAGUAUGCCCCCAAAGGAGAGUGCAAUAGGAAUCAUUUCCAAGGCAGUGUCUCGCCUUGAAGCGUAUCCACAGCCUCACUUUUUCGAUUCUUCCUCGGUUGAAUACACGACUCUUGAAACUGCAGCUCCACAUUCUUCCUUUCUCUAUAAACUGAUCUACAGCAACCUGUGGUUGUUCAAAAACAUAGUCUCCAAUCAGUUCUUGGAAUCAGCAUCCACAGCAGCGACAGUGCGGACAACAACAGCACCCACACUUUUCAAUGCGGGCUACAAGAUAAAUGUGGUGCCAUCAACAGCCACAGCAUACAUCAACCAUCGAGUUCAUCCCAAGCAAACCAUUGAAGAUGUGCUGGAGUAUGAUAGAGAGGUGAUUGGUGAUUCUCGAGUGAAUGUGACCCUGAACACAGACACAUACAUCAGACCCCAUCCAAUUUCUCCCUAUGGGCCAGAUUCCCCACAGUACAAGUUGCUGGCCAGAAGUAUUCUUGAAGUCUUCCCUCAGUCCUUUGUUGCUCCAGGGACUAUGAUAGCCACCACAGAUACCAAGUAUUAUCUCAAUUUCUCCAAGAAUGUGUACAGAUUUGCACCCACAUUUCUGGACAUAGAAGAUAUGCCUAGACUGCAUGGGCACGAUGAGCGAAUCCGUGUUGAGAACUACAGAGAAGUGGUGGACUUCUUCUUUCGCCUCAUGGUGAAUGCCAACCAAGUAAAUGCCCGUCCAUUACAUGUUCAUGCACGCAAUGAACUCUGAUGAGGUUCCAGUCCAAGCCUUGUCUGUCAGCUACUGAAUGUAAGACUGAGUACUUAAAAGGUGUAAUAACAAGGCCUGAAGCACUGGAUUUGGCAUUUGUGCUGCUCAACAGAGAUAUUAACAUGAUUUUCUCAAUUGUGAUUCAGUUUUACAUCAAAAACCUAAAGUAAUGGAGAUGAAACCAUACAGGUCAGUCACUCAGUAGCAAUUGCUUUACACAUGUUUGGUGUGGUUUUCCUCAUCACCCAUCCGUCAGGGUAAUAGGUUAGAUCACACCAAAAAAUAUUUAUUUUUGCACCAUCAUGUCAUGGUAGGUAUGUUGGCUUUUAUCCUACCAGCCUGAAUGAUUUGAUAGGUGCAACAGGUCAGAUAGUUUUGAAGAGAGCAACUCCAUUGAGAGAUACUGUACAAGUCCUUUUUAAUGCUGCUGUGAUAUGUUGUACAGUUGGGUUGUUACUCUUUCCAGAAUAAAGAAAUAUCACUGACGG